Messenger RNA from Rhodamnia argentea, 1265 nucleotides. Its product is annotated as melanoma-associated antigen 8. The record is from RefSeq and is a predicted model, not a curated record. The transcript is spliced from 6 exons. The coding region runs from base 401 to 1105 and encodes 234 amino acids. Gene Ontology annotation, cellular component: nucleus. Lineage: Eukaryota; Viridiplantae; Streptophyta; Magnoliopsida; Myrtales; Myrtaceae.
UUUUGACUCUCGUCGGGGCGUAGUCAACAGCUCUUCACUGCGCUUCUCCCGGCGCGGGUUGCUCUUCUUAUGUCGGGUCCCCGGGAUUCGGUGUUCGUGUAGGCGAUCUGCGGCGGCGAUUUGCUGUUCUUUCUUGACCAUACGUUGGCUCCCUGCGCGGACGAUCGUUUUUUCCCCGCGCUGCGACGGAGUUAGGGCUCGAAUUCAAAUCCAGUUCCCUAGUCUCUUCGUCGCUGAACGGCAAAUUAGCUGAUUUCCGCCAUCCCCUUAGCUGCAACCAACUCUGUGUUGUUCUUUUCAUUCGCACUCGAAUCUUAAAUUUCUUCUUCGCCACUCUGAACCCCUCGAAAAUCAGUUCACGCAGCGUCGGAACAAACCUCCGUCGCGAUUUUGCUGCAGUAUGGCCAUUGCUGGAUAUGAUCAGUCUCAGUUCGACAUUUCUAAGGAGGAGAAGGACAAACUUGUGGGAGAAGUGAUACGUUAUGUGUUGUUCAAGACUCACCAAAACUCGGGGUGUCCAAUCAAGAGAGAGGAGCUCACUCAGUUGGUCACUAAGAAUUACCGAAACCGUAACCUUCCGGCGCUUGUCAUCAACGAGGCCAGCGAGAAGCUCUCGAGCAUUUUUGGGUAUAAGAUGAGGGAGCUCCAGAAAUUGCGCCCUUUGGCUAACCAGGCUCGGUCUUCUCAAUCAAGUUCAUCAGACAGCAGAUCCUAUAUCCUCAUGAGUCAGCUACCUGCUGAAUUAUAUGGGAGGUAUGUGGAGGACAUAAAUACGGCCCAUCUGUCUGGUUUUACUUUUGUGGUGAUAAGUAUCGUGCAUCUUGCUGGAGGCAAAAUCCCAGAAGAUAAUUUAUGGCACCAUUUGAGACAGUUAGGAUUGCAUGAAAGCGAUGAAAACCACCCAGAAUUCGGAAAUGUCAAGCAGACAUUGGAAGCUUUAGUCCAGCAAAGAUAUUUGCAGAAAGACAAAGUUACUGGUCCAGAAGGUAGCACGUUAUUGUACGAGCUUGCUGAGAGAGCAUUAGAUGCAAGAAUCAUUGAGAAGAUCAAAGAAAACAUAUCACAGGUUGUGAAGAAAGAUGUCACUUAUGAAGACGCGGAGUAGCAUCCAUUUCAGGACAGAGUAGCUGUAGACUCAUGAUAGGAUUCUUACCCUUUUCUUUCUAUAUGGAAGAUUCUGCGCUCAUAUGGAGUUGUACCCUAGCUAAACAGUGUUUUGUAUUUCUAUGUCAAGCUUAUCAAAAUGUGUGGAACAAAUUAAUGCA